UCAGCCUUCGAGUCAGACAUGAGUGAGAUCAUCCUGUGCCAGAAUGAGGUAGACCUGGCCCUCAAGAACCUGCAGACCUGGAUGAAGGAUGAGCCUGUGUCCACCAACUUGCUCACGAAGCUGAGCUCAGCCUUCAUCCGGAAGGAGCCCUUUGGCCUGGUGCUCAUCAUUGCACCCUGGAAUUAUCCUUUGAACUUGAUGAUCCUGCCCCUAGUAGGGGCCAUCGCUGCAGGGAACUGCGUGGUUCUAAAGCCAUCAGAGAUAAGCAAGAACACAGAGAAGGUGCUGGCUGAGCUGCUGCCCCAGUAUCUGGACCAGAGCUGUUUUGCUGUGGUGCUGGGUGGGCCCGAGGAGACCCGGCAGCUGCUGACACACAAAUUUGACUAUAUCUUCUUCACAGGGAGCCCUCAGGUUGGCAAGAUCGUGAUGGCUGCUGCUGCCAAACACCUGACACCCAUCACCCUGGAGCUAGGGGGAAAGAACCCCUGCUAUGUGGAUGACAACUGCGACCCCCAGACUGUAGCCAACCGUGUGGCCUGGUUCCGCUACUUCAAUGCUGGCCAGACCUGUGUGGCCCCCGAUUACAUCCUGUGUAGCCAGGAGAUGCAAAAGCGGCUGGGGCCUGCCCUGCAGAAUGCCAUCACACGGUUUUAUGGAGACAACCCACAGACCUCCCCUGUCCUGGGCAGAAUCAUCAACCAGAAACAUUUCAAGCGGCUCCAGGGACUGCUGGGCUGUGGCCGUGUGGCAAUUGGAGGCCAGAGCGAUGAGUCAGAGCGCUACAUUGCACCCACGGUGCUGGUAGAUGUGCAGGCAUCAGAGGCAGUGAUGCAGGAGGAGAUCUUCGGGCCCAUCCUGCCCUUGGUGACCGUGAAAAGCCUGGAUGAGGCCAUCGACUUCAUUAACCAGCGAGAGAAGCCACUGGCGUUGUAUGCCUUCUCCAACAACAACCAGGUGGUGAAUCAGAUGUUGGAACGCACCAGCAGCGGUGGCUUUGGAGGCAAUGAUGGUUUCCUCUACCUGACUCUACCCGCCCUGCCCCUGGGGGGAGUUGGCAACAGUGGAAUUGGCAGGUACCACGGCAAGUUCUCCUUUGAUACCUUCUCCCAUCAGCGUGCCUGUCUGCUGCGCAGCCCUGGGAUGGAAAAGCUUAAUGACCUCCGUUACCCACCUUAUGGUCCCUGGAACCAGCAGCUGAUAAGCUGGGCCAUGGACUCCCAGAGCUGUACCCUCCUAUGA
Molecule: messenger RNA, 1239 nt
Organism: Cricetulus griseus (Chinese hamster)
Lineage: Eukaryota; Metazoa; Chordata; Mammalia; Rodentia; Cricetidae
Source: RefSeq, a predicted model, not a curated record